Molecule: messenger RNA, 4961 nt
Organism: Gadus chalcogrammus (walleye pollock)
Lineage: Eukaryota; Metazoa; Chordata; Actinopteri; Gadiformes; Gadidae
Gene: nlrc3
Product: NLR family, CARD domain containing 3
Exons: 19
Coding region: 265-3693 (1142 amino acids)
Biological process (GO): negative regulation of canonical NF-kappaB signal transduction
Cellular component (GO): cytosol
Molecular function (GO): protein binding
Source: RefSeq, a predicted model, not a curated record
CCUCUUGCCAAACUGUAUGUGAGUGAGACCGGUUGCAAAGCGCGGCACCCUGGAUUGAACCUUCUAGUGAUUAACAAAGUAAAAGCGGACAGGAUCUCUGCAGAACCGACUGAUGCUCCAGUCUGUCCUUCUAUCACAUGAGACCGAUUCACACAAGGCGUCGGCUCCCUCACUGCUCCUCCUCACUACCUGUGCAGGUGAACCUGGAGCUGGCGUGCGGGGGCGGAGCGGCGAGCACCUAUCCAGGUGGGCAGUGAGGGGCUCAUGUCGCGCGGCGGCCGGCAGUACGAGGCCCUGCUGGGCCGCAGCGAGAGAGUCACAUGGCAGAGAGACUGCUACAUGGACCUCCAGUCCAACCCCGGAGGACCCCCCUCCAAGAGCGACAGAGACGCCCACGGAUCCGUCUGGGUCCAUCAGCACCAGCAGCAGCUCCAGCGCUUCACCACCGCCAGCUUCCUGCGGCGGAUGCUGUCCCACCUGCGGGGGCAGGAGCUGCUGAGCGUGGUGGACGAGAUGCGGGUGGAGGACGGCGGAGGGAGGCAGGUGGAGGAGCAGGUCAUGACCCUUCUCUCCCUGCUGGCCAGCAGAGCCCCCCACGGGCCCGACGCCCUUCAAGCCUUUGUGGAGAACUCCGACUCCCACGAGGCGCGGCUCAUCCUGACACAUGACCACAUGGUGAAGGAGCACCAGACGAUGCUGCUCCAGAGGCUCGCUUCUUCCAGGGACCGGAUGUACAACGCUCCCCCCAGCCUGAGCAGCGCCUCCCGGGGCUUGCUGCUGGUGGACGGCCUCUCCAACCUCCAGCAGAAGGAGCACGACCUCAUGCAGGUCAACACCGCGCGGGGCAGCGGGCGGAUCCACCUCCGACCCCUGGCCCUGGCCAGGCUGAUGGAGCCCCUGACGCGGGUCAGCUCCUCUCCGAGGGUGUCUCUCACCGUGGGCGUGGCCGGCAUCGGCAAGACGGCGUUGGUCCGGCAGUUUGUCACCCAGUGGUGCCUGAGGAAGGUGUGCGGCGACAUCAGCUUCGUCCUGCCCUUGUCCUUCUGGGAGCUGAACUCCCUGGAGAAGGUGUCUGCCGAGAGGCUGGUGAGGCUGGCCUUCCCGCACCUGAGCGACCCCGCCCUCGUCCUGAGCGGAGCCUGUCGGACGCUGUUGAUAUUCGACGGCCUGGACGAGUUCCGCUGCCGGUUGAACUUCUCGGACGCGUCCACGUGCAGCGACCCGAAGAAGGAGGUGAGCGUGGAGGACUUGGUGACCAACAUCAUCCGCGGGAACCUCCUCCCCAACGUGUCGGUGUGGCUGACGUCGCGUUCGGCCCACGCGGCGCUGAUCCCCGUAGGACUGGUGGACCGGCUCACCGAGGUCCCUGGCUUCACCUCGCAGGACGUCCACACGUUCCUCCACCACUGUCUGCCGGAACGGGACACGGCGGGUCAGGUCUGGGCUCACCUGGAGUCCCACAAGUUCCUGAUGGUGAUGUCCUACAUCCCCUGCGUCUGCCAGAUCGUGAUGGAGACCCUGAGGUUCCUCCUGCAGAAGGGCUCGCCGGACAGCCUUCCCAGGACCUGCACGGAGCUCUACGCACACUUCUGUGCCAUGAACGCCGAGGCAGGGGAACCCCGAGGCCGGGAGCCCAUGAGGAUGGAGCAGGUCCAGGCCAGCCACCGUAAGCUCUUGGGACCCCUCGGCCGCCUGGCAUUCUACGGACUCAUCAAACACAAGUACACCUUCGGCGAGCAGGACCUCCGGGCGCACGGGGUGGACUUGCCGUCCGCGCAGGGCAGCCAUGGUGCUGCGCUCCUGGUGCGGGAGGAGUCCGCCAUCUUCGUGGCGUACCGCUUCACCCACCUGACGGUGCAGGAGUUCCUGGCGGCCACGUUUUACCACGUCUCCUCCAAGCGGGCCAUCUUCGACCUGUUCUCCGAGAGCGCCAUGUCGUGGCCCAAGUUGGGCUUCCAGAACCACUUCAGGAACGCCCUGCAGCGGUCGCAGCAGGACGACGGCGGCCACCUGGACGUGUUGGUGCGGUUCCUCGCGGGCUUGCUGUCUCCCAGCGCCGCCAAGCCACUUGCGGCGCUGGUGGGGAAGGACGACUGCAGCCAGCAGGUGUGGGCCGGGGGCUUCCUCCAGAGCCUGCUGGGUCCGACGGGGGGCUCGGAAGGGGGUGCAGCCGUCUCCCUGCGGGAGGUCAACCUGGCCUACUGCCUCCAGGAGCUGAAGCACACGGAGCUGCUUUGGAAGGUGGAGGAAGCGCUGAGCAGCGGCAGUCUGGCCGGGACGCUGAGCCGGUCCCACUGCGUCGCGCUGGCCUACCUGCUGCAGGUGUCUCCGGAGUGCUGCCAGGAGACCAACCUGUCAGACUGCCUCAACUACUCCACCGUCAAAUGUCUGCUGCCGCAGCUGCUGUACUGCUCCCACCUGAGGCUGGAGAACAACCACUUCAAGGACAACGUAAUGGAGUUGCUGGGAAGCCUAUUGAGUGCUAAAGACUGCCAGGUCCAGAAGAUCAGUCUUGCGGACAACUCUAUCGGUAACCUGGGAGCGAAAGCUCUGAGCCGAGCCCUCCUCGUCAACCGGACCCUCACCGCACUAGAUCUCCGCAGCAACAACAUCGGAGCCAAAGGCGCCCGUUUUCUGGCUGAAGCUUUGAAGAUGAACCAAGCCCUGGUGUCCAUCAAUUUCCAGAACAACGCGAUCGGGGAGGAGGGGACGCGUGCGCUCGCCGACGUUCUGCUGGUCAACCGCAAACUGGUCUCGCUCAACAUUCAGAACAACGCCAUCGGACCAGGAGGGGCGAGACGUCUGGCUGAGGCGCUGAAGACCAACCAGGCGCUGACGGAGUUGAAUCUCUGCAGUAACCAGCUGGGGGAUGGAGGAGCCACAGCCCUGGCCCAAGCCCUGGUGGAGAACCGCACACUCCUCUCUCUCCACCUGCAGAGUAACUCCAUCAGCGACCGAGGGAUGACAGCCUUGACCAGAUCUCUGAGGACCAACCAGUGCCUGCAGUCGCUAAAUCUGAGGGAGAACUCGGUAGGGGUGGUCGGGGCGAGGAACAUGGCCGCCGCGCUGAGGGAGAACGGAGCUCUACACAACCUGGAUCUGACUGCUAACCUGCUCCACGAUGAGGGAGUUCAGGCCAUCGCCGGCGCCAUUGGAGUCAACCAAUCACUGACCUCCUUACACCUCCAGUGGAACUUCAUCAAAGUUGGAGCCACCAAGGCCCUGGCCCACGCCCUCACCUCCAACACCUCCCUCAACCUCCUGGACCUCCAGGAGAACUGUAUCGGUGAUGAGGGAAUGGUGUGUCUGGCCAAUGCCCUGAAGAACAACUGCUCUCUGAAGACUCUGUGCCUCCAGGGUGUUUCUGCUGGAAGGUCUGGGGCCAUCGCCAUGGCAACGGCUCUGAUGGUGAACCACAGUCUUCACACGCUUGACUUGCGGGGGAAUUCCAUUGGGAUGGAGGGGGCUAAGGCGCUAGCCAGCGCGUUGAAACACAACCAUAGCCUCAAGUCUCUCAAUCUUCAGGAGAACGGCCUGGGGAUGGACGGAGCCAUAUUCAUCGCCACCGCCCUGAGAGCCAACCACCAACUCACCUACAUCAAUUUGCAGGGAAACGGCAUCGGGGAGUCGGGGGCGAAGGUCAUCUCUGAUACCAUCAGGACCAACUCUCCAGACUGUGUGGUGAUGAUCUGACCGCUGUUAACCGUAGCAACCAGAUCAGCCGAAUCCCAGCAGUCUCGUGUUCCACCACUUGUAUUUACUAAAUGGACAGUUACCAUCCCAGGGUGCCCGGUGGAAAGAGUCAAACUUUUCUGUAAUUGGUCGACGAUAGCAUGUGAAUGACACGCCAGUAGCUGGUAUCUUUAAAUAUUUGGCAUCUCUCGAAUAUGGACUACUAAUGCAUUCCACUCUCAAGCAGGAACUGCCAGGACAAGGAGACGUUAGCAAUCUCCUGGUGUCAUUAUCCUCCAAACUGCCCACACAUCAGUGACUAUAUUGUACCCUGUCGAAAUGUCCGUGCCCCAGCCGUUCGACAGGUUAUAUCAACCCGUUAGUAACCACAGUUAGCAAGGUUGCCCUCCCGCAGCGAUGCCACGGAGCCAUUCAAUUAAAUGCCUCGAACACAUUAACUCCACAUGAUAUCAUCAAUUCAUAAUGUACCAAUUCAUCUUUCAUGUGGCUGGAGCUGCACAAUGUAGCGUUACAGACUAGUUAUGACCGUGUCCAUGGUAGCACAAUGUAUGCAGAGAUAGAUUCCUAUGUAUAGAUAUAAUAUUUGUACAUUGUUUUAAUAAUGUAAUAUAUUACCUUGUUUUUUUCUCUAUACAAUUUAACAAUAAAAUGAGUCAUUGUAGUUGAAUGUGUGGUCAACGUGUACAUCUUGGAUUUCUGGUAAAGGGGAACUUGUUGAAGUUCUGGUCCACGUUCUAAAGGCCUAAAGGUCUGGUCAACGUGCACUUCUUUAGCACCUGGUCACGGUGUACGUGUUGGAUGGAGUGAGGUGUUUGAUGGUCUGAGGUCUGCUCCCGUGAGGACCCGUGUGGUGAUGGGUUGAUGUCUCCGUCACCAUGACAGUGAUUUGUCUUUACUACUUCAAAAUCACUCAGAGAAUGUAGUGUGGCUCUAUUUUAUACCCAAUACGGUAAAUUCUAAAUCAUUAUUUUAUGUUUCUCCCUACACGGGCGUGUGCUUUGGGCUUAAGAGCUACCAGGGUGCUACGCUAAACUAACACGAUUGACUUGUUACACGAGGUGAUGCAGAAAGUAAUAGAAACAGCAGGUUGUUUAUUUUAGUUGAAACGUGGCUACAGAAAAGGAUUACGUUCAUAAAACCAUAAAUAUGAACGCGUUUAGUGUACAAACCGUCGACAUGAACACAUGAGGAGAAGUAUGAAACAUGUAACAUUUUGAAGCAUUAUGUAAAGCUGGGUCUCUGGCCCCUGACCGGAGCUCUGAUCGCCG